This is a messenger RNA of Cadophora gregata, 1693 nucleotides long. RefSeq lists its product as uncharacterized. Bases 361 to 1455 code for a protein of 364 amino acids. Lineage: Eukaryota; Fungi; Ascomycota; Leotiomycetes; Helotiales; Ploettnerulaceae. The record is from RefSeq and is a predicted model, not a curated record. The transcript is spliced from 5 exons.
GGUUAUGGUUGGGCGUUGUUUACUUUCCGCAAGUAUCAUCCGCUUCAAUGGCACACGAGCAAGCUAGGCCGCCUCGAAGCGCAAGCCCCUUAACUGUGGUCCGUGCGCAACUCAAGAAAGCGGGGUAGGUAAGGUAAGCAACAGAGCGGCAACGAAGCAGCAACAAACAAAACAUCAAGCCGCCGAGUAAAUUUAUCGACCAACAGGGCCGUCGGUGGCCGAAUCGAUGACCUGCAUUGGCUGUGGUAAAUAAACUUAAUCAAAGCACAAUAGUAUUUGCCACGGCAACGAGAAGAUAAGCUACGAACUUAUUAAUAUUGAGGCGUUGAAGAGGGACAAGGGAAAGGAAGGGAAGGGAAGAUGUUGUCGAACCCGGAUUUUGGGUUUGGUACUAGUGCCUUGGAGGCGGCGAGGGUGUUUGCGGAGGAGAUUAGAGGGAAGUGUGUCGUAAUCACAGGGAUCUCCCCCUCCUCAAUCGGCUCGGGCUUAGCUAUGGCCAUCGCCUCUCAGUCUCCAUCCCUCCUCAUCCUCGCCUCCCGCACCCUCACCAACAUCCACACUGUCACCUCCUCCAUUCACGCCCUCUACCCCACCGUGCCCGUCAAAGCAGUAGCUCUCGACUUAUCAAAACAUGCUAGCGUACGAUCCGCUGCCAAAGAAAUUCAAACCAUCAUUGGCAAAGGAGAAAUCGAUGUUCUAUUUAACAAUGCUGGGAUCAAUAUUAGUUGGAGAGAGUUGACUGCUGAUGGAUAUGAGUUACAGUUUGCUACCAACCAUCUUGGUGGUUUCUUAUUGACCAGCCUCUUGUUACCUUUGAUGCUCAAAUCUCAAUAUAAGCCAUUCUCAGCAACCUCGAUAUCCGGUAGCUCCAGCCCCCAAAAGAGAAUCAUCAACACGACCUCCGAAGCCCAUCGCAUCUCACCCAUCCGGUUCUCAGAUCUGCAUCAAACGCCUGGGGCAAAAAUCCCGCCGGAAGAACAGCCCAGAAGAGGUAUGCCGAAAGGUGUAUUGCGUGGUGAGGGUGGAUAUGAACCGGCUGUUGCGUAUGGGCAGAGUAAGACUGCGAAUUUGUUGUUUAGUGUGGAGGUGAAUCGGAGGUUUAGGGGAAGGGGACUGGGGAGUUGGGCUGUGAGUCCUGGUAACAUCAUGACGAACCUCGUCCGAGGAGCGGAUGAGCAGAUGAUGAAAGGUAUGCUCUCGGGCAUACCCAAUUCCGAAUGGAAGACUGUGGAUCAGGGGGCAGCUACACUCGUUGUUGCUGGAUUUGAUCCACGGCUGGAUGUGAGUGAUGGUGUAUAUCUGGACGACUGUCAGAUCAAGAAGCCGUCAAAAUGGGCAUCGGAUCCGGUUGUGGCGGAGAGGCUGUGGAAAGUGAGCGAAGAGAUGGUAGGCGAGGGCAGCGAUCUAGAGACCUUGAACGGGAAUCAAAAGAAGGUCAAUGGAAGCCGGAUUUGAGCAUAUAUCGAUUGAGGUGAAAGAAUGUGAAUGGAGCAAUCCGUUGUCAGCAAGCGAGGUUUCGAGGCUGAAAUACUCUCGGAAUUGACUCUUAGCUCCGAGAAGAAAGAGUUUCAGUGAUGCUUUCACAUUUAAUGAAUAGCCCGAAUAUAUAGCAGUGAUAUUUUGGCGGUGCAACAGCAGUAUACUCAAGUUCUGUCACCCCACUAUAGAAAUACAAUAGGAUUUUUUUCUUCAA